Molecule: messenger RNA, 435 nt
Organism: Vicia faba (fava bean)
Lineage: Eukaryota; Viridiplantae; Streptophyta; Magnoliopsida; Fabales; Fabaceae
Source: the annotation of a GenBank genome assembly
AUGUAUAGUUUGGACAGAAUCUCGGCCGUUACUGGCCUGCUUAUAAAGCAUCAUCUGGUAAAUGUGAUAACUGUGACUAUGCAGGAACUUAUAAUGAGAAUAAAUGUAGAAGUAACUGCGGCGAAGCUUCUCAAAGAUGGUACCACGUUCCUCGUUCGUGGUUGGAACCAACCGGAAAUCUAUUGGUUGUGUUCGAAGAAUUGGGCGGAGAUCCGAAAAAUUUCAUCAAUCAAAUUCGCUAGCUUUGGUACUCUAGUAGGGUCUUGUGGAAACUUUCAUGAAGGAAGCUGCCAUGCUCACAAGUCUUAUAAUGCUUUGGAAAAGAAUUGUGUUGGACAGAACUCGUGCAAGGUAACCGUGUCGCCUGAAAAUUUUGGAGGAGAUCCGUGUCCAAAUGUCUUGAAGAAACUCUCGGUUGAGGCCAUUUGUACCUGA